Stereum hirsutum FP-91666 SS1 is the source of this 2063-nucleotide messenger RNA. RefSeq lists its product as uncharacterized. Bases 50 to 1660 code for a protein of 536 amino acids. Gene Ontology annotation, cellular component: endoplasmic reticulum. NCBI's taxonomy places the organism in Eukaryota, Fungi, Basidiomycota, Agaricomycetes, Russulales, Stereaceae. Gene Ontology annotation, biological process: protein folding in endoplasmic reticulum. The record is from RefSeq and is a predicted model, not a curated record. Gene Ontology annotation, molecular function: misfolded protein binding; protein-folding chaperone binding. The transcript has 6 exons.
CAUCCUCAUCGCUUCUCUUCACUUUCUUUUCUGUCUUUGCCGGACUAGGAUGCCCACAACGAUAGUGGCUCUUUGCGGUCUCUUUCUGUUCUCAUUUGUAACAUGUAUAGCCGCGGAUCCAAACGCAGGAGGGGCUCUGUACCCACCAGGAUUAUUGCCGCUCAUUAACACUGCGAAUGCAUUGUUGUCUGCAGGACAGUUCAGCGACGCCGUCAAAGCCUAUAGUGAAGCGAUAGAUUUAUCGCCAACAGAUGCCUCAUUGUACUACAAGCGCGCCACAGCGCAGUUCUCCCUUAAUCGCUACGCCAAUGCUCUCACAGACUUCGACCAAGUUCUCAAUCUUACAUCCGACAGCUUCGACAGAGCACACCUCAUGAAGGCGAAAGUUCACGCAAAGGAAGGCCGGUGGGCCGACGCCCGUGAUUCGCUUCGCAAAUUCUCAGCGAAGGUCAAGAACGACAACGAUGCGAUGGCGCUUUUGCUUGAUGUUUCAGAUGGAGAAGCAGCGGCUAAGAAGGUUGUGCAGGCAGCGAAGGCGAAGCUGUGGACGGCGUGUGAGGAGGCUGCGACGGAGGCUUUGAGGACAGCUUCGCAUUCGGUGACCAUCAGGCAACAAAGAGCGUACUGUGCGAUUGCUGCUGGAGAUUUCGAACAGGCUGUUGGAGAUCUAACCCGUCUUAGCCAUAUAACAUCGCCAUCAACCGCUGCGUUCAUGCGCAUAUUCCGCCUCUCUUACUUCUACAUGCCCGCCUCCACAACCCCAAUGUCCACACUAAAGCAAUGCCUCCAUUACGACCCCGACUCAAAACCCUGUCUCACCGCUCACCGCCUCGUCAAAGCUCUCGACAAAUCCUUCAAGAAACUCGACACACUCAUGUCCUCCGAAUCCUGGCGGGCCCUCAUCGACUUCCUUCUCGGCACCGACGCGGACCACAAGACCGGUCUCCUCGGAACGUACGACGACGCGCUAGACGUUCAUGGCUCACCUGCGUUGUUGGAGCUGCCAUCGAAUGUGCUGGUAGCGAGACCGCAGAGGACCAGUCCGAGGAGACAAGAGAUGUUGAGGGCGCUAUGUCGAUCGUAUUUGCAGCUUGGACAGGCGAGGGCUGGGGAAAGGUGGUGUGACGAGUUGUUGGGUAUGUUGGGUGCUGACAAGGAUAUCGAUGGGUUACUUGGGAAGGGAGAGGCGUUACUUGUGAGAGAGGAGUGGGAGGAGGCUGUAAGAGUGUUCCAGGCGGCUAUGGACGCGAGCGGCAAUGGCAAUCGCGAGAUACAUUCAAAGCUGCAGAGGGCACAGAAGUUGCUCAAGCAGUCAAAGCAGAAAGAUUAUUACAAGGUGCUCGGAGUAUCCCGCGACGCUGAUGAGAAGACCAUCAAGAAAGCCUACCGCAAAGCCGUCAUGAAAGCACACCCGGACAAGGGCGGCUCCGAAACGAAGAUGGCGGCCGUUAACGAAGCCUACGAGACCCUCACCGACCCCGAAAAACGAUCCCGAUUCGACCAGGGCGAUGAUCCUAACGAUCCUACAGCGGGUCAGGGCGGCAGUCCAUUUGGAGGGUUCGGAGGGGGCGGCGGACAUCCGUUCUCGCAGUUCUUCCAGCAGGCCGGUAGUGGUGGUGGCGGAUUCCAGUUCCACUUUGGAGGGCAGAGGGGGCGGUGAGAUAUUGGACAGGACGGGUGGCGUGUGGCGUGCGACAUGGGGAGGCGGGGAAGGUGGGCUGGUAUCGGUGGCGGAGUCGGACGUUGUGGUUGGCUUUCCGAGUUGCGUGUAUUAUUUGUUUUUGUUUUGGCCUUGCUUUUGUCUUUUUGCUUGUAUUUGUGCAUGCCUUCUCCCUCGCAUAUCAUGGUGCUCUUCAUGGAACGCUCAUCGAAGGAUAUCUCGGUCAAGUGCCUGACGAAGUCUCAAGCUGCAGAGUUCUGUUGCGACCACGGCCUGCUGCAGCGCUACGGCUUUAUGGGGAGGAAUCUAUGUAACAUGGUAGAGCCGAACGAUUGAUUGCUUGUAUAGGCACUACUUGACGCUUGACGAUCUUACUGCUCUCGUCGUUCUUCCUCCGUCUGGC